AUGAUGAAUGCAUCCUCGGCCCACUCCUCCGCCGCAAGCCCGGAACGGCCGCCGCCGCUUAACAUGGGCCACGACAAACUCGAGGCCGAGAUUGGCCAGAUUGGCGACGAUGGCCUCCAACACGCCCGGAACCCCGACGGCUCGUCGCUGCACGGCGGUGAGGACAUUCUCGGGCUGCAGGACCUGGAUCCCGUGCUCAACAUGAAGAUGCACCUCGUUAACAACGCGAUUGACGAGAUUGGCUGGACUCCGUACCAUCUCAAGCUCUUCUUCCUCAACGGCUUUGGAUACGCUGUCGACUCCAUGAUCCUCCUCUUCCAGUCCAUCGUCUCCACGCAGGCGUACCGCGAGUUCGGGGAGAGCGGCUACAAGAAUGCCCUGACCGUGUCUGUCUACUGCGGCAUGCUCACGGGCGCCAUCUUCUGGGGCUGCACCGCCGACCUCAUCGGGCGCAAGUACGCCUUCAACAUCUCGCUCUUCAUGUGCUCCGUGUGCUGCAUCGUCGCCGGCGCCAUGCCCAGCUGGGCCUCGCUCGGCGUCUUCAUCGCCCUCCUCGGCUUCGGGGGCGGCGGGAACCUCAUCAUGGACACGACCGUCUUUCUCGAGUACCUGCCCAGCGACAAGCAGUGGCUGCUGACCUUUCUCGCCUGUUGGUGGGGGUUUGGCCAGGCCAUCACCGGCUUCAUCGGCUGGGGCUUCCUCGUUCCCGCCAGGUGGAACUGCGCCGACGUCGCCUCCUGCACUCGCGAUUCCAACUGGGGCUGGCGCUACACCCUCUUCACCGGCGGCGCCCUCGUCCUCGUCAUGUCCAUCCUCCGCGUCACCGUCGUUCGCCUGCGCGAGACCCCCAAGUACCAGCUCAGCAUGGGCGAGGACGCCGAGCUUGUCGAGACGUUUCAGUUCUUGGCUCAAAAAUACGACCGUCCCUGCUCCCUGACUCUCGAGAAGCUCGAGGCCUGCGGCACCAUCGGCUCGGUUCAGAAGAAGAAGAAGAAGGGCUUUUCGGUGGCCGGCACCUGGUCGCACUUUAGCGGUCUCUUUGCCACCAAGAAGAUUGGCAUCUCGACGGGCAUGAUUUGGCUGUCCUGGACCCUCAUCGGUCUCGCAUACCCGCUAUUCUACGUCUUUCUGCCAACAUACCUGGCCAACCGCGGGCUCGAAUUCAACCGUUCCCAGUUCGAGACGUGGCGCAAUUAUGCCAUCACCAACAUCUGCGGCAUCCCCGGCCCCAUCAUUGCCGGCUUCAUGUGCAACACCAAGCUCCUGGGCCGCAAGUACACCAUGGUCAUCGGCGCGCUCAUCACCAUGGCCUUCUUCUUCGCCUACACCGCUGUCAAGACCGCCGAGCAGGACACCGCCUUUACCUGCCUCAUCGCCUGCUUCCUCAACAUCUACUACGGCACGCUGUACGCGUACACGCCAGAGGUUCUCCCCAGCGCGCACCGCGGCACGGGCAACGGCAUCGCCGUGGCGUGCAAUCGCGUCAUGGGCAUCGUCUCGGCCAUUGUUGCCACCUUUGCCGACACGUCCACCUCGGCGCCACUCUACGUGUGCGCCACUAUUUUCCUUGCCGCUGCCAUCGUGGCUGCCCUGUUCCCCUUUGAGCCUUAUGGCCGAAGGAGCUCGUGA
Messenger RNA from Purpureocillium takamizusanense, 1629 nucleotides. RefSeq names its product Sugar (and other) transporter (gene FGR2). The record is from RefSeq and is a predicted model, not a curated record. The transcript is spliced from 4 exons. The coding region runs from base 1 to 1629 and encodes 542 amino acids. NCBI's taxonomy places the organism in Eukaryota, Fungi, Ascomycota, Sordariomycetes, Hypocreales, Ophiocordycipitaceae. Gene Ontology annotation, molecular function: transmembrane transporter activity. Gene Ontology annotation, biological process: transmembrane transport.